AUGAAGACGAGAACAAAGAAGAUAUUACAUUUGUUGCAACCUCCAAGAGCUCCUGAAAGCAAUCGGACUUCAUUAUCGGACCUGCCAAUAGAAAUCGCUCUGGAAUCUAACUUGCUUUCACAUUUGCCCCAAAACAGUCAGGCUUCAUCUUCGGCAGACUCCAUAGCAAAUGCUCCUGAACCUAGUUUGAUUCAAGAUUUACCCCAAAAUAUUCAAACUUCGUCAUCGGCAGAUUCAACGAACAUUGCUCCUGACCCUAAUUUGAUCCCAGAUUUGCCCCGAAACAAUCAAGCUUUCUCAUCGGUAGAUUCCAAAAAAUCACCUCCUAAACAUAAUCAAUUCUCGGAUUUGGCCAAAAACCAUCAGGCUUCCUCGUCGGCAGAAUUAACAAAACCAGAAUCUGAAACAAAUCAACCCCCAGAGGCGACUCGAAAUAUUCAGGAUGACUCAGCCCUAACAAAAACACAAGUUCCUUCUCAGUUGAAUGUUACUACGAUUGGGUUUGUGCAUUGUUUAUACAAAAUGAGUAGCUCUGAAGAUGAAAGUAGUGCAGUUAUUGAAAAUGAAGAAAGAAAACGAAAGAAAGGCGUGAUUAAUCGUACCCAGUAUAAAAGUGAAGUUAUUAAGAAGGCCAAAGUGAAAGGUGAGUCACAUUUUAAUCAUGUCGGAAAAAAGGUUUUGGCGCGAAAAACUGGAAUCAACUGUAGUUGCCGCAAAAAAUGUUGUGAACAGUAUUCAGAAAUUGACAAACGUGCAUUGUUAACAUCGUUACAUGAUUUUGAUAACAAAAACUCACAAGACUCCUAUUUGCAAGGUCUGAUAGAAGUAGCUCCCAUUAAGAGAACCAGAAAAUCUCAAAAUGCCAUUAAGCGUAUAGAGAGACCUAAUAAUUUUUUGUUUAAUACUUGUUUAAACGGAGUACGUAAGCAUGUAUGCAAGAAAGCAUUUUUGAGUUUAUAUGGAGUUGGCGAAAAGCAUGUUAGACGAUUAUGCCAUCUACUAACGUCGGGAACCACUCCAAGAGAUAAUAGAGGUAAAUCUAUUAAAUCUAGGCAUAAUUUAAUACCAGCUGAGGUGUGCUUUCAAAUAAAUGAACAUAUAAAGUUGUUCGAUGUAAAGGAAGUCCAUUAUGCUAAUGUAGUGAAAAAGUAUUUACCUGCUACGUUGGAUGUUAAACAAAUGCAUAAAAUGUUUAUCGACAAAUUUCCUGACUCUAAAUUGAUGUGUGUUCUGCCUGUGAAGAACUUGGCCAAAAAGUUAAAAGCGACCCUCAAUGAUACUGCAAAACGAGUUGCUGUUGCCGAACUCAUGGUUCAUAAAAACAAAGCUAAGAAAUUUUAUAAAAAAUUAGAUCAGAUUAAAAAGCUCUCUUCAGAGACUGACGAAAUACUGGGAAUCACAAUGGAUUACAUGCAAAAUUUACCAAUACCAGACAUACCUGUGCAAGAAAUUUUUUAUUACCGACAGUUAUGGGUUUUUGAGUUCAGUAUUCAUAACUUAAAAACGGAAGAAGCUAAAUUUUAUUCUUAUCAUGAGGGCGAGGCUUACAAAGGACCCAAUGAAGUGUGUACUUUCUUAAAACACUAUUUUGAGCAUGAAGUUUCAGAGAAUGUCAAAGAAGUUCAUAUAUUUUCAGAUGGUUGCGCGGGCCAAAACAAGAACCACACAGUAGUUCGAUUCCUUUUAGCCCUUGCAUCCUCGGGAAGAUUCAAUAAAAUUGUACAUUAUUUUCCAAUCAGGGGCCACUCAUUUCUACCGUGCGACAGAGACUUUGGGGUAGCAAAAAGGCUCAUUCGCAAGCAGGACCGCAUUUUUCUUCCUGAAGAAUAUUAUGAGUUAAUAGAACGAUCAUCAAGUAAAUCUCUCUUUUCAAUAGAAAGGGUUCAUAAUGAAAACAUUCUGGACUUCAAGAAAUGGUGGCCCAAGUAUUACAAGAAAACCGUACUAUCUAUUGACUCCUAUCAGAAAAAAAUCAAAGAUGAGAAAAUAACUUUUCAAAUUUCACAGUAUAAUGAAUUCGAGUAUGACUGCAGAAAACCAGGGAUUGUUAAAGUACGUCCAUUUAUUGAUGGGCUCAUGUUCCAUGAAUUUUCCUUGGGAAAACCAGCUGGAGUGUGUCCUGAUUUGCCAUCAGAGCCUGCUUACUCAGGAAAAAUUCCUAUUAAUUUCAAGAAAAUGGACAAUAUUAAGAAACUUGUCCAGUAUGUACCAGACGAUAAAGUGUUUUUUUACAAUGAACUGAUUUUAUGGCCUACUACUAAACAAGAUGAAUCACCCGAAGAAGACUUUUAA
Molecule: messenger RNA, 2292 nt
Organism: Psylliodes chrysocephalus
Lineage: Eukaryota; Metazoa; Arthropoda; Insecta; Coleoptera; Chrysomelidae
Source: the annotation of a GenBank genome assembly